GCCGCGACGCAACCGGAAAUUCAAUCAUUCAGAAAAGAAAGUAGAAGCAGAAUCAGAAUGGACACUCGCGGGCUCCGUUCUCAGCUCAAAGACAGUAUACCUGUGGCAGGUUUAUGUCCAACAGGAUCUUACGGACUUCAAGAUUCUAUGCGUAGCGGCUUCACCAGCGUAAAGAAUGAGCUCCUUCCCAGUCACCCACUGGAGCUGUCAGAAAAGAACUAUCAGCCCAACAAGGACAAGAUGAACUUCUCCACACUCCGAAACAUCCAGGGUCUCCACGCUCCGCUCAAACUGCAGAUGGAGUACAGAGCAGCCAGACAGAUCCAGCGCCUGCCGUUCCUACAGAGCUCCAACCUGGCUCUGGACACGCUGAGAGGCAGCGACGAGUCCAUCGGCUUCGAGGACAUCCUCAAUGAUCCAGCGCAGAGUGAAAUGAUGGGGGAGCCACACAUGAUGGUGGAGUACAAACUGGGGCUGUUGUGAAACGGGUCCGAGCGUCUGCAUUCGUUUGUUUAUUGGCUGAAAUUAGUCGUUGUCUUUGGGAAGGACGGGGUUUGAGGUGUGGUGGUAUUUCUAAUAAACUGAGAACAAUAC
Sphaeramia orbicularis (orbiculate cardinalfish) is the source of this 594-nucleotide messenger RNA. It is a transcript of the gene pomp, whose product is annotated as proteasome maturation protein. NCBI's taxonomy places the organism in Eukaryota, Metazoa, Chordata, Actinopteri, Kurtiformes, Apogonidae. The record is from RefSeq and is a predicted model, not a curated record. Bases 58 to 483 code for a protein of 141 amino acids. The transcript is spliced from 6 exons. Gene Ontology annotation, biological process: proteasome assembly. Gene Ontology annotation, cellular component: nucleus; cytoplasm.